Molecule: messenger RNA, 2463 nt
Organism: Carya illinoinensis
Lineage: Eukaryota; Viridiplantae; Streptophyta; Magnoliopsida; Fagales; Juglandaceae
Product: BAG-associated GRAM protein 1-like
Exons: 18
Coding region: 444-2225 (593 amino acids)
Source: RefSeq, a predicted model, not a curated record
CAUUAAAUUCAAGGAUGAAGCAAAGGGGGCCGGGGGUCGUUGAAUGCGAAAGGAUCCUCUCGGCUCUUCCCACGCGUUAAAUUCAACUAUUCGUAUCCAGUUUCAGAUUCCCAAGAAUACCCCCUACGACCCUCCUAAAUUUCCGCACUCGCUAUCAGGUUUUCGCCGUUAUUUCCUUGCCGACUGAAUGGCUUUUCGGUAAUGGAUUCGACAACUAUCGUUUUUCAACCUCCAUGUCUCUCCAACGGUCCAACAUUGACUCUGUCUCUCUCUCCCUCUCUGAAGGACUCUGAGUUGCCCGUCAAAUUUAACUUUGUCUAUGUACUUCCCAAUCCCUGGACACCCUUUCAAUUUCCUACAUCAAACCUUUUAACCCUUCAGUUUAUGAUCAGUUUCUUUCUCUCUGUGUGUGUUUUUCUUUCGUUCUGGGAUUUUUUACCGUUAUGUGGCUGGACGUGAUGUUGCUCGAAAGGACGUUGGAUAUUUUCGUCCCCUCUUGGUGGGAGAUCAAGGUCACUGUUGCCGCUUCGGUGUUUGUGAUCGUCGCCUACUGGUUCUUCACGUACCGGAGCGGUGAUGUCGAUGGUGAUGAAGCACUCGUCGACGGCAAUUCGCCCAAGUCUGGGGACACUGAUGAAGACAAGAUGGGCCAAUUGAAAGGAGAUCCUCAAACCAAUUUAGCAUACUUAAUCAAGUUGGAAUUGUUGGCAGCUAAAAAUCUCAUCAGUGCAAAUUUAAAUGGCACAUCUGAUCCAUAUGCAAUCAUUACUUGUGGUACAGAGAAGCGAUUCAGUUCCAUGGUUCCUGGUUCAAGAAAUCCACUGUGGGGAGAGGAGUUUAAUUUUUCUGUUGAAGAGCUUCCUGUUCAGAUUAAUGUGACAAUAUAUGAUUGGGAUAUAAUUUGGAAAAGUGCUGUUCUUGGUUCUGUGACUGUUCCAGUUGAAAGUGAAGGUCAAACAGGUGCAGUUUGGUAUACAUUGGAUAGCCAAUCAGGACAGGUCUGUCUCCAUAUUAAAACAAUAAAAUUGGCCAUAAAUUCUCCCAGGGCUAUGAAUGGCUUUGCUGGAGCUCCUGCUCGAAGAAGGAUUUCUUUAGAUAAACAAGGGCCAACAGUGGUUUACCAAAAGCCUGGGCCUCUUCAAACAAUAUUUAAUCUCCCUGCGGAUGAGGUUGUCGAUCAUAGUUAUUCUUGUGCACUUGAGAGGUCAUUCUUGUAUCAUGGCCGUAUGUAUGUUUCCGGAUGGCGCAUUUGCUUCCAUUCAAAUGUUUUUUCUAAGCAGAUGAAGGUGCUUAUACCGUUUGAAGAUAUAGAUGAGAUACGAAGGAGUCAGCAUGCAUUUAUUAAUCCUGCUAUAACAAUUAUUUUACGCUUGGGUGCUGGUGGACAUGGCGUACCUCCUUUGGGUAGUCCUGAUGGGAGAGUCAGAUAUAAAUUUGCAUCAUUUUGGAACAGGAAUCAUGCAUUAAGAGCUUUACAGCGUGCAGCAAAAAACUUCCAUGACACGUUAGAAGCUGAGAAAAAGGAGAAGGCAGAGUCAGCUCUGCGUGCACAUAGCAGCUCUGUCAGAGGAAGCAAAACACAAGCUAAGAUUUCUGAAGAUAGCAUGCCGAAAACUGGAAAGCUUCAAGCUUUUAUCAAGGAAGAAGCUCUAGUCCCUAUAUACAAUGAUGUCUUUCCAUGCACAGCUGAGCAGUUCUUUAAUAUAUUGUUGAACGAUGAUUCAAAAUUUACAACUGAGUAUCGUUCAGUUCGGAAGGAUACUAAUCUUGUUAUGGGACAAUGGCAUGCUGCAGAUGAAUACGAUGGUCAAGUCAGGGAGAUAAAGUUCAGAUCCCUUUGCAACAGUCCAAUGUGCCCACCAGAUACUGCCAUGACAGAGUACCAGCAUGCUGUUCUAUCACCAGACAAGAAAUUGCUGGUGUUCGAGACUGUUCAACAUGCACAUGAUGUUCCUUUCGGGUCCUACUUUGAGGUCCACUGUAGAUGGUGUUUGGAGACAAAUGCUGAAAACUCAUGUAAUAUAGAUAUAAAAGUGGGCGCUCACUUUAAGAAAUGGUGUGUUAUGCAAUCCAAAAUUAAGGCAGGGGCUAUCAACGAGUACAAGAAAGAGGUGGAAGUGAUGUUAGAGUUGGCACGUUCGUAUACCAAGAAAACAGCCGAUAAUACUUCUGGUGGGGCUGACAUUGCUCCUUCCUCUCCCCCUGUAGCUCAAGAAAACAGCUAAUAUUUUCGGCGACCAAGGUUGGGUUUCCCUAUAUACUUAUCCAUCGAUUUUGUAGCUUUUUUCUUUAUUAUUUAUGAACAGGAACACAUAUGUAGAGACACCAAAGUUCCUCUGUAUUCUUAAUGUAAUAGCACCCGGGCUCUUUAGGAGAGAACUGGAGGUGUAUAUUUGUGUAAUCCUCUUCAUGUAAUGUGAAGAUUUCAGUCUUCUGAAAUAUAGUGGUACAUUCCUUUGUGUU